GGAGAUUCGAUUGCUGGCCUCAGGCGGGGAGUGAGAUCCAAAGGCGGAGGCUUUCACAGCUCUCCGGACCUCAGUCUAUCUUUCCCCAUCCCCAAAGCCCUCUCCAAACAUCCCGCAACAACCACCCCUUUCUCUUCCUCCUCCAUAUCACUCCCUCCCAUUUCAUUUCCUUAGCGUCUUCCAUACGAAACGCAGUUUGACAAAAUGUCUGACGAUGACGAUUUCAUGCAAGAUUCGGCUGACGAGGACUAUGACUUUGAAUACGAAGAUGAUGAAGAUGAUGAAUCCGCCGAUAUUGGAAUCGAGAACAAAUAUUACAAUGCGAAACAGAUGAAGGUGGAUAAUCCGGAGGAGGCUGUGGAUGAAUUCCUCGGCCUGCCUCCGAUGGAACAAGAUAAAAGUGAAUGGGGAUUUAAAGGAUUGAAACAAGCGAUCAAGCUGGAGUUCAAGCUUGGACGCUACAGUGAUGCUGUCGAGCAUUAUCGCGAACUCCUUACAUACGUCAAGUCCGCGGUCACUCGCAACUACUCCGAAAAAUCCAUCAAUAAUAUGCUCGACUACAUUGAAAAGGGCUCCGAUGACGCUCAGGCAUACCAAUGCAUGGAACAAUUCUACUCCCUCACCCUCGACUCCUUCCAGAAUACCAAUAACGAACGCCUGUGGCUGAAGACGAACAUCAAGCUGUCCCGGCUAUGGCUGGACCGUAAAGAAUAUACUCAGCUGGCUAAGAAGGUGAAGGAAUUGCACCGGGCAUGCCAGCGCGAGGACGGAACGGACGACAGCAGCAAGGGCACUUACUUGCUGGAGCUGUACGCGCUGGAGAUCCAGAUGUACGCAGAGAUGAAGAAUAAUAAGCGUCUCAAGGCACUCUACCAGCGAGCAUUGCGCGUUCGAUCGGCUGUGCCUCACCCCAAGAUCAUGGGCAUCAUUCGCGAGUGCGGUGGCAAGAUGCAUAUGAGCGAGGAGAAUUGGGAGGAGGCCCAGAGUGACUUUUUUGAGUCAUUCCGCAACUACGACGAGGCCGGCUCCAUGCAACGGAUACAGGUGCUCAAGUACCUGGUGUUAACCACCAUGUUGAUGAAAUCUGACAUCAACCCGUUCGACUCCCAAGAGACAAAGCCCUACAAGAAUGAUCCCCGGAUCUCCGCCAUGACUGACUUGGUGGAUGCGUUCCAACGCGACGACAUCCAUGCCUACGAAGCCGUCCUGAGCAAGAAUCCCGACGUGUUGGCUGACCCAUUCAUUGCGGAGAACAUCGACGAGGUCAGCCGGAACAUGCGCACCAAGGCUAUAUUGAAGCUGAUCGCGCCGUACACCCGCUUCUCGCUCCAGUUCAUCUCCAAACACAUCAAGAUCUCCGUACAUGAGGUACUGGAGAUUCUGAGCUUCCUGAUACUCGACAAGAAGCUUAAUGCCAAGAUCGACCAGGAGUGCGGCACGGUGGUCGUCGAGAGCGCGAGCGAUGUGGAACGACUGCGUGCCUUGGAGGAGUGGAGCUCAUCCCUCAAUAGUCUUUGGCACACCGCUCUCAACGGUGAGGGCUUCCGUCCUGAUGAGAGCAGCCAUGGCCAGAGUGGCCCCGUCUUUACCCCGAGCUAUGGCGACAACUCUCCUAGCGCGCUCAGAUCGAUGAAUGCGCGCCGAAGGGAACUCCGAGGGCGGAUUUUGCCGGGAAAGAUGGCUAGUGCGGUGUAAAUUGGCCUUAGCUGGGCCACCAUCACCAUUUCGCACUAGCAUCGGCUUCUCCUCCUAAUCUAGUUUGCCCCCACCGCACGUGUCUGGUACCUGCGGGAUUCUCAUGUCGCUCUCGCGGUUGAGCCGCGCGAUUUCCUUAUCUCCUCAUCGCUUCGCAUUCGUGGAAAGGACAGAUAGAAAGAGUUGCUCUUGGCUCUCCUCAUUCUGACAAGAUCACCAUGGCUUCUAACCAAGGAGCCGAGCUGGAGGCGUUCCCCUUGCAAAAGGGUCUGGGCCACCGUCACAUCUCACACCGCGCUUUUCUUUGUUAUGCAUCCUGCAGCCUUUUGAACAUCCGGCGCCUCCCAAGUCCUUGACAGCUGCAAGCGGUCAAAGUGUAACACGACGAAUCGAUGACUGAGAGCUUGUACUGGUGUAGUCGCGUUCAGAGCCCUUUUUUGCCUUUCCUUUUCCCCUCCUGACAUGACAGCCCAUCACUCAACCCGAGUCAGGCCCCCGGCAAUUUAAAGUUGCUGUGGCAU
Penicillium brasilianum is the source of this 2216-nucleotide messenger RNA. The record is from the annotation of a GenBank genome assembly. NCBI's taxonomy places the organism in Eukaryota, Fungi, Ascomycota, Eurotiomycetes, Eurotiales, Aspergillaceae.